GGGGCGGGGGAGGCUGCUAGCCAGAACUCCUGGGUUCUAAUGGGUUAGAGCCGGGGAAGCAGGAGCUAGGAUGCCUGGGUCCCCUGCGGAGGGAGUGGGGCUGUACUAGGCUGCAGCAGGGGGAGCGGGAAACUAGGUCUGUUGAGUUCCCAAGGAGAAGAGGAGGCAUAGCGGGAAGACAUGUGCAAGCGAGGGAGACGGGGCUUUAUUGUGGCGCUAAUGCAGAGUGGCAUGCUGAAGAGCAUUUGUAGGGUGCACAGCUGAUUUGGGGGGUGUUUUGAGGGGAAGAAAGGCUUUUACAGGUGGUUUUGCGGAGUUUAAAGGAGCUGCAAUGCAGUAUUGGGGGGCUCCUUCUAAAGGAAUGCUGGACAGGAAUAGAGGGCAUGCAUGGAACUGUGAUGGAGCAGAGGGGCUGCCUUAUGGCGGGGGCUUUGCAUGCAUAGAAACCCUCCUAGGGUGGUAAGCAGAACGGCUUGGGAGAAUAGGAUAGACAUUUUGGGGUGCUGCCCAGUUUUGGAAGGUUAACUACUUCGUGUGUGUGUGUGUGUGUGUGACUUUGCAGCACUGAGGCUCGUUGGGUAGAUGGCCAAGUCUUGUGUUGAGGGAGGGGUGUUGGGGCAUAAUCUUGUCUAGUAUUUCAAAAGUAGUCUCUAACUGGGGGUGUGUAAUUUUGGUCAGUUCGUUGGAGGGAGGGACUGAGUCAAUCAGAUCAAGAUCCCCGCGAUUCAUUUUCUAGGUUAAAGAUCCUAUGUCAGCAUAUGAUUUUAUUUUAUUUUAUUUUAUUGGUAUGGUGGGUCAUAUUUCCGUAGAAAGGGUGUCCUAUUCAUUUUGUGGGGACAUGGCAUGCUAAUUUGAUAAAGAUUAGGUUAUGAAAAAGGUUAGCUCACCCUUUAGAGGUACAGGGUCCUAAUACAUUUUGGAGGUGCUGAUUACUCUGUGGGGCAAGUACAAAUUUGAGGGAGGGCAGUCAUAUGUGACUUGUUAGAUGCUGGUGUGGGGGGGGCAGCAUUUAUGUGGGCUAUUUAAUUCAUUAAAUGUACCCUCUUACUUCAUAGGAACUUUCUGAUACUAGAUUUCUUAGAGCUAUAUAUUUCCCUGAAGAUAUAUUCCACUGAUUCUAUGAUAUUGUAUGUUCAUGUUCUUUGUUAGAAUCUGUGUUUAAGUAGCUAUUAAACUUUUAGUAAAUAGAUUAUUCAGGGAAAGGUGAUCUGUAAUUCUUGGAAGUGUACCCUCAUUGUAUUGGAACUACAAGGGAUUUGCAUAACUCUGUAGCAUAUAGCUGAUCAACUGUAAGCAUUAAGUUGCAGAUUACAGAAACAUUAAUUGCAUUCUUCAGAGACUUCUUUAUUAUAUAUACUGCUGUUUUGGGGGCGCAAGGGAUAACUCAAGGGAAACACAGCUGGAUGAUUUGGGGAUGUAAAGAUAUUGUGGUGAAUCUACAUAAGGAAGAACCUUCCUCAUUUCUGGCAGUGGGGGACAUGUCUGGCCACUUUGAAGGUCACAGUCUAAUUUGAAGGAAGCAAUAGCUACUAAACAGGACUGCCACUACAACAUUCAGUAGGAUAACUUCCUUUUAUCAAGGUGCUCUCAAACUCUAGGGCAAUUGUUUCAUUUUUUUUGGGAAUAAUCUUCGGUAAGGGGGGGUGGAUUCUUCCACCAUCUGAUGUUCCCACAAGCCAUGUCGGCUUUUGGGGAUGCCCAUGAGUGGUACAUGGGGGCCCUGAGCCGGCAAGAAGCAGCUGCUUGUCUCCAGGGCCACCGCCAUGGAACCUUUCUAGUACGGGACAGUACCACGUGCCCUGGCGACUAUGUACUCUCCGUCAGCGAGAACUCCAAGGUUUCUCACUACAUCAUCAACACCCUCCCCGGGCAUCUGCGGAUCGGAGAGCACGAGUUCGAUGGCUUCCCUGCCCUGCUGGAUUUCUACCGCCUCCACUACCUGGAUACUACCACUCUGGUUGCCCCUGUGGGCCGCGUGGUAGCCCCUGCGCCUGCCUCUGCCCAGCCUCCGCCGGCUGGCGAAUGGGUCCGUGCCCUCUACGACUUUGUAGGCCGAGAUCAGGAAGACCUGCCCUUCAGCAAAGGGGAGCCACUGAGGGUGCUGGCCAAGCCCGAGGAGCAGUGGUGGACCGCCCAGCGCGCAGACGGGCGCGUGGGCAUGAUCCCGGUGCCCUACGUCCAGCCCUGCCCCUAUGCUCACCCCAGCAGCCAUGGCGCCCCCCGCCACGCUCCGGUCAUAGCAAGAGCGGUGCAGCGAAGGGUGCCCGGUGCCAGUGACAAGACGGCACUAGCCUUUGAGGUGGGUGACCUCAUUGCUGUCACCAAGAUGAACGUCAAUGGCCAAUGGGAAGGGGAGCUGAAUGGGCGCUGUGGUCAUUUCCCCUUCACCCACGUCAAGGUCCUGGACUCUGAAGAAACCAGCUGAGCAUUUGAUGUAACCUUUGAACUUUGACCUUCCCUGAAGCAGCCAUGACCCCGAACUCUGACCCACACCUGAGAGCUUCUUGAACAUUGUACUUCCUGACACGAGCCUUGAAUUUUGACCUGCCCAUUUGGGAGUUAUUGAUCAUCCAGUUCACUGAUAUUUUCAAAACCUUGGAUAUGGACCUCUUCUACCACCUUGAACUCCUUGACUCACUGUUCUUAAAUGCUGUGAUAGUUGACCCUAUAAACUCUGACCCUAAGAAUAUCAGUCUGUUGGCCCUGUGUGGCUUUUGACUUCAAUACUGUGCUCCCAGAUCUUGCUACUCUGCAUCCUGUGACCCCUUUCCCAUGUGUAUUUCCCCCCAGUUGACCUUGCUCGCAUGGGGGCAGGAGAAGCGCUUGGCUUUGAUGGGAUGACGAAAAUUCCUUGCCCCUCCCUCCUAUAGGAACCCUGCACCAUUUAUUGUCUGUUCCAAACCGCCUUGUUAAUUAAAGUUUCCUGCUGAUUA
Messenger RNA from Varanus komodoensis (Komodo dragon), 2933 nucleotides. RefSeq names its product crk-like protein. Gene Ontology annotation, biological process: positive regulation of ERK1 and ERK2 cascade. The record is from RefSeq and is a predicted model, not a curated record. The transcript is spliced from 3 exons. The coding region runs from base 1664 to 2425 and encodes 253 amino acids. NCBI's taxonomy places the organism in Eukaryota, Metazoa, Chordata, Lepidosauria, Squamata, Varanidae. Gene Ontology annotation, molecular function: protein binding.